AAAAUCAAAGAAAAAACCACAAAAUCAAAAAUUACGUAUUGAAAAAUUAAUGGAGAUGAAAUAUUUUACAACGAUGAUGAUCAUAGUAUUGUUUUUUGGAGUCAUGGUGCAACAAACAUUGGGUCAAAAUAGGGAUUCAUCAUGUAUGAAUAGGUUACUCCCAUGUAUGAAUUUUUUAAAUGGAGCAAAAGGGAAUCCACCAGAAAGUUGUUGCAAUCCACUAAAGGAAGUAAUAAAAGAAAUGCCUGAAUGUUUAUGUCAAAUGGUAAGUAUUAAAGGGAGUAAAGCAGCAGAGCAAGCUGGGAUUAAUGUUAAUGAUGCACAAAUGUUGCCUGCUAAAUGUGGACAGCCUGUUAAUUACAUGGGAUGUCUAAAAGGAGCAUCAAAUUCUGCUGGCAACCCAAUGGGUAUCACUAUAAGCAUGAAAAUAUUGUUGGGUGUUGCUUCUAUGGUUUUAUUUCAAGUUUUGUGACUUAAAACACUUUUGGUUUUAGUGAUGGGUUUUGUUGAUAAUCAUCAUUAUAUUUUUACCUUUUUGUAUUAAUUGUUGAAUAUUGAAUUAUUAUACAUUUUUGUUCACUUUGGUGUUAUAUUGAUAUCUCCCUUGUAUUAUCUAUCAACAUGCUUUCUCCAUUUUUGUAAAGCAAAAA
Molecule: messenger RNA, 650 nt
Organism: Solanum dulcamara
Lineage: Eukaryota; Viridiplantae; Streptophyta; Magnoliopsida; Solanales; Solanaceae
Product: non-specific lipid transfer protein GPI-anchored 30
Exons: 2
Coding region: 50-472 (140 amino acids)
Biological process (GO): lipid transport
Molecular function (GO): lipid binding
Source: RefSeq, a predicted model, not a curated record